This is a messenger RNA of Acaulospora morrowiae, 693 nucleotides long. NCBI's taxonomy places the organism in Eukaryota, Fungi, Glomeromycota, Glomeromycetes, Diversisporales, Acaulosporaceae. The record is from the annotation of a GenBank genome assembly.
AUGAGAGCGAAUGUCACGUACGCACAGUUACUGAAAUACUCCGAUCAAAGAAAGAACCUCUCGAAGAUAAUGAAGAGAACUAAACCGCCAGAAGAGACCAACCAGGUGAGCACAGCGGACACUUUGAGGAUGACCGCUGCCAAAUGUUAUAUACGAGUGGGAGAUAAAACAGUAGUAGCCGUCCUGGAUACGGGAGCGGCAUUUUGUCACAGCAAAUGGUACGAGGGAGAAGACUUUAGGGAAGGGAAAGAGCUAGAGAUACCCAUCUCGCACAAUGGCAUUGAAGGGUUGGUACGGCCAGAUGAAUCGGAGUCGAGCGACUAUAAGAGUGGAGGUACGUAUGGUGAAUUUGAGUAUGAAAGCGAGAAAGUGGAAGAAGAAAAAGGCUAUUAUACCGGGAAGCGAUCAGGAGAGGGGACCACCGAUCAGGAGAGUGUGGCAGAAAAAACCACUGGUCGGGAAGAAGCACCCCCAUCAAAGGUGAAAACCGAGGAAAUGGAGAUCCCUAGUCCCGCUAUAUACUUAACCGUCCUGAAGGAAAUACCGACGCCGGAAGAAGAGGAGUCUGUCAUUGGAGAACCAAAAACGGACAUGGACAACCUAAUAGAGAAAGAACGAGGAGAAGUAGCGAAACUCUUUGAGACAGAGAAAGAACUAUUCACAGGAAGUUUGGAGAAGCUUACCCAGACCGAC